UCACAGGGAGAAGCGCCGCUCCUCUCUCCUCCUUGCCCAUCAUCAUCAUCACGCCUACGCCCCAUCUCCCCCCCUCCCCGCGGCCCCCAAGUGCCCAGUGGCAGCCAAGAAACCGGUUCCCCCGGGCGCCGUCGGGCGGGGGGCGGUCUCUUUCGGAACAACAGGGUUUGCUGGCGGCGGGGUGGGUGCGAAUCCUCCCUCGAUGGAGGCAGCCGCCGCCGCAACUGGGUGGGAGCGCAGGGCGCUUGCGAAUGCCUCGCACGUAACCGUGUUCUUCUUCUGCAGGAAGUUUUCCACGCGUCUUUCAGACUAACCUGGAGGAUCUUUUGGAGAGAGGAGCCUCGGCUGCUUGGCAACUAGGCUUUGAUUGGGCUCCCGCGGCCCCCUCCCCGCCCCGCUCACCCCGCCUUUUGAUCCCCGAGCAUCUCCAGGGACACUUGGCGCUGAGCGCGCGCCCCUCCCCACGCCCGCGGGCCGCCGCGCUUCCCCCUCUACCCCACGCGCCAAAGCGAUGCCUCUAACCCGGCUGAAGAAACGCCCAUCGUAGGGCUAGCGACGCGGGAGGGAGCGUCUGAAGAUGUAGCAGCAGCCUCAGUCAGGGGCUGGCUCGCCGUGGAGGCACCCGAGGCCGACGGAGGACCCCCCACCACCACCAUCCUCCGCGCGCGUCGCCAGAGCCACCAGCCUCCCUGGCCCCUCGUGAUCCGACCCUCUGCGCGACCUUGAAACUUCUACAGGUCGUUAGCAUGGUGGGGACAAAGGCGGCGGAGGAGGACGCGGAUCAUCUAAACCCCCCUGUUUAAAAUGUGCUGGAGGCUGGAGGAAAAAGGCUUUUGGAUUUGGUGACUCCCCGGGAUGUUGACCGGAUCCUCCUAACCACGUUUGUUUGGAAGUCAGUCUCGUUGAUCUCAAGGGGGCUUCCUUCCAAGUAGGUGUGAUGAGGAUUGGAGCCUUUAGGAGAGAGAGGCGUAUUCCCAAGAGGCGUCAGGUGCAACUGUUCAAACUUCAGGAAAGCCUGGAAGUGUGCCUUACAUGAAAGUAUCAGGCAAAGAAGUGAAAGUCGUGAAGGCCCAGCAGGAUGUGAAGCCUAGAGAUGAGCAGUAACUACUGCAACAACGUGUCAGUGAGCAUGAGUGUCAACGAGGUUUCCUCCUUCCCCCUGACUCUGGAACAAAAAACCGGCUUUGCCUUCGUAGGCAUCUUGUGUGUCUUCUUGGGACUUCUGAUUAUCAGAUGCUUCAAAAUCUUAUUAGACCCUUAUAGUAGUAUGCCGUCUUCUACCUGGGAGGAUGAAGUUGAAGGGCUGGACAAGGGGACCUUUGAAUAUGCUCUUGCAUGAAAAACAAACCCCAAAGAGUACCCUGCCUUAAUUCUGAUGUUUUUAAUUUGGGGGUGGGGGGAGGGCAUUUUUCCUAGCUAAGGAGGCAUUUUUAACAGACACCUGUGUUUUGAAGAUAUGGUGGUGGCAUCCUUUUGUUAAAGAUAUCUUUGUUGCCGAUUCAUAAAAUCAUUUUCAUGCA
Hemicordylus capensis (graceful crag lizard) is the source of this 1520-nucleotide messenger RNA. RefSeq names its product cortexin 2 (gene CTXN2). Lineage: Eukaryota; Metazoa; Chordata; Lepidosauria; Squamata; Cordylidae. The transcript has 4 exons. Bases 1094 to 1339 code for a protein of 81 amino acids. The record is from RefSeq and is a predicted model, not a curated record.